AUGGAUGACCUGAACGGCUUGAGCUGGAGCAACAGCCCCAACAAUGCUAGCAAGCUCCCACCAAUAAGCUCUUUCUCGUCCAUACAUCCAUCGCCAGCCUCAGGUCGUGCCACCCCACUAUCAGCCAACAUACACACAGCCUCCAACAACCCCCCGUCGAAGCCAGCAACGCCAGCGAACGACAGCUUUGCUAAUCUGGUUUCAUUCAACAACUCGGGCUCGAGCAACAAGAAUGUGUCCUUGCUGGAGCAACAGAAGAAGCUGCAAGAGCAAAAAGCUAGGCAGGAGGCCGAGAAACGGAACCGAUUCGAGGCUCAAUAUGGCGGUCAGAAUGCUCAGUUCUGGGAUAGCCUGGGUCAGAGCAGGGGAGGGACGCCAAAAUCAACUGUAGGGGGGUCACCUGUACCAACUGCGGAGGCUGAAGAUGACGACGUUUUGGCUGCUUUUAAUGCUUCAGCGCCCGUCGACGCAUCCACCAAUUUCCCUAUUCCUACCGGCCGAAGUGCAUCUGCAAGUCCGGCCAAAUUUGCUGCGCAGGAAAGCAGUAACGAUCUGACUUUUGAUGAUGAUGAUCCAUUUGGUCUCGGACAACUACCUUCUAAAUCAACGUCAGCCCCGCGACCUCCGGCAGAUUCUAAUGACGACGAUGACUUUUUGGGGCUACUUGGAAAACCAGUAUCGGAAUUACCGCAACCUCAAAAACAAUCAACUCCAGAACCCAGCGUUUCUGCUGCAUUGCCGAAACCUAGUGACCCACGGGACAAAGCAAUUGCUGAACUUGUCGAUAUGGGAUUCCCGCCGGAAAAGGCCGCGCUCGCUCUGGAAAGCACCGAAUCUGGUCUCGAUGUGCAGGCUGCAGUAGGCUGGCUUUUGAAUCAAGCACAUUCUGAAUCGCGUCAGAAAUCUAGAGCAAAGGCUGGGCUACCAGAGGAAAGCCAACCCCGUGGCAAGAGCAGCAGCAAUCGGCGGCAGAACGGCACCCCGUCUUGGAUGAUAGAAGACAGCUCGCUACAACCAUCUGGACGUCGUGUGGAUAACAGAUCUCCUGCUUCUCGUGACCGUGACGUCGGUGAAAUGGCCACCAACUUUGGCAACCAGCUAUUCAAGACAGCGAAUACGCUAUGGAAAACGGGGAGCAAGAAAGUCCAGCAGGCUGUUCACGAAUUCAACUCGGAGGCGGAUCCUAACCGACCUCGCUGGAUGCAGGAAGCUCAGCUGGCUGAAGAGAAGGAAAGCCGUGCAUCCAAACCAUCACGAUCGGAUAAAGCCCAAGUUCGAGACGAGCAGCGACAGCGCCCUAGUAACAUGACCGACGAGGCUAUGCUUCUAGAAAUGGACUCUGGGAAACCAACCCGUCGCACUGCGCGAAAACCUGAAUCCACGGAGCCAAGGCCGCCACAACAUUCUGGAAGAUUUACAGAAGCUCCUAUGAGACAUCAUGAGCCCACGCCUUUCCCGUUACGAGAGCAGCGAGAACGUCCACAGCCACUACAACCACCUCGGCCACAGAAUUCCAAGAAAGAUCUGAAAUCCCAGCUUAGUCGGAAUGCACUAGAAGAACAGUCUGCCCAGGCAUAUGUUAGCCCUGCAAGGCGGAGAAGAACGCCACAACCACAGAAAGACGAGCAAUCCAUAGAUCUUUUAGAUAAUACAAUGUCACCCGCACCCGCACCUCCGCCUAUUUUAUCGGCCUCUUCCCCAAGCCAGGCGCCGCAGAAACCCAGGGCACAAGCGCCUCGACCGAAAGCUGUUACGCGGAACGCUCCUCAGGCCUCGCCCUCGGCUUUGAGUUCUUUUCAUAAGGACCGUGAACUUGGCAAUGAGGCUUAUAAAAGAGGAGAUUAUGCUGCCGCACACGAAGCUUUUACGAGGUCAUUAUCACACCUUCCAGGAACCCACCCCGUCACACUACUAGCACGCAGUAAUCGUGCCAUGACGGCGCUCAAAAUCGGAGACCCAAAGCUAGCCAUCAGCGACGCAGAAUCUGUCAUUACAUUUAUCGGACCGUCCAAAGGCGAAGGCGAAAGCAUCGAGCUUGGCAAUGGCCAGCCGGCCAAACCAAUGAAAGAUUUCUUCGGCAAGGCCAUCAUGCGCAAGGCCGAGGGCCUGGAACACCUUGAAAAAUGGGUCGAUGCAGCGCAGGCUUGGAGACAAGCGGUUGAGUCCGGCCACGGCGGGAGCACCAGCAUCCAGGGUCGAGACCGGUGCGAAAAAGCCGCUGGGAUCAGCAAACCCACCCCUGCAACAUCGCGAUCCGCCACUCCGCGAUCUAACCCACAGCCAUCGACAGCCCGGAAGCAGCCUGCUUUGACUUCGCGACCAGCACCACCCGCCGAAGCCGUGACACGGCUCCGCGCCGCCAACGAAGCUGCCGAGCGCGCGGACGAGGAGAAACUCGCGCUGACGGAUAGCGUCGACGCGAGAAUCGCAGCGUGGAAGGACGGGAAACAGGAUAAUCUGCGCGCUCUACUCGGCAGCCUCGACACUGUCCUCUGGGUCGAGGCGGGGUGGAAGAAGAUUAGUCUUGCGGAACUGGUGCUGCCGAAUAAAGUCAAGAUCCAGUACAUGAAGGGAAUUGCGAAGGUACAUCCUGACAAGAUCCCGACGACCGCGACGACGGAGCAGAGGAUGAUUGCUGGCGCGGUGUUUAGCUCGCUGAACGAAGCAUGGGAUAAGUUCAGGAAAGAAAAUAAUAUCUAG
Messenger RNA from Talaromyces proteolyticus, 2700 nucleotides. RefSeq lists its product as uncharacterized. Gene Ontology annotation, biological process: clathrin coat disassembly; clathrin-dependent endocytosis. The transcript is spliced from 2 exons. The record is from RefSeq and is a predicted model, not a curated record. Gene Ontology annotation, cellular component: intracellular membrane-bounded organelle; vesicle; cytoplasm. The coding region runs from base 1 to 2700 and encodes 899 amino acids. NCBI's taxonomy places the organism in Eukaryota, Fungi, Ascomycota, Eurotiomycetes, Eurotiales, Trichocomaceae. Gene Ontology annotation, molecular function: clathrin binding.